Messenger RNA from Rana temporaria (common frog), 6376 nucleotides. RefSeq names its product WD repeat domain 90 (gene WDR90). Bases 101 to 5635 code for a protein of 1844 amino acids. The transcript has 43 exons. Gene Ontology annotation, molecular function: protein binding. NCBI's taxonomy places the organism in Eukaryota, Metazoa, Chordata, Amphibia, Anura, Ranidae. The record is from RefSeq and is a predicted model, not a curated record. Gene Ontology annotation, cellular component: centriole.
UCCUGUGAAGUCAUCAUCCCGCGCCUGAUCGCCACAGUAUUGACGUCACCGGUGGAGAGGCGGCUGUCCAGGCGGGAGGAUUGAGCUGCAGACUGCAGAGAUGGCUGGAGUCUGGCAGCAUCCAUUUGUGAACAUCUUCAAGCAUGUGCGCCUGGAAGAAUGGAAGAGAUCGAGCAAGGAAGGGGAUGUCACCAGCGUCAUGGAUAAAAAUCUGAAGUGUACAGUAUACAAGAUCCGGGGCUCAAUCUCUCCCGGGAACUAUAUCCAGCUCCCCAAAACCAGUUCCCAGAGCCUGGGCCUGACGGGGCGCUACCUGUACGUGUUGUUCAGACCACUACCUGGAAAACACUUUGUGGUGCACAUCGAUGUGAGCGCAGAGAAUAGCCAGACCAUCCGGAUCUCCUUCUCCAAUCUUUUCAAGGAAUUUAAAUCCACAGCUACAUGGCUACAGUUCCCAUUUGUGUGCGGUGCAAUAAAAGGGUCCGUCUAUGACAGCACUAUGCAGGCAGCACGUGAUGGCUUAGUGGGUCCGGCCCCCACAGGCUCCCGCUGGACCUGCCUUCUGCUGGACCUCCAGUACAUCCUGUCUAUGUAUCUGAGCCGCAAGUACAGUCACCUGAAGAGCGUCAAGCUGUGCUCAAGUCUGCUAGUGAAGAAUCUGAUUACCAGUGACCUGGUCUUCCAGCCAGACCUAUCGUUUACAGAAGCACGACAUUCCAAAACUCUACCACAAGGGGUCGCCGCAAUGCCUCGUGAGAUGGCAUUUCCAGUGCCCAAGGGAGAAAAAUGGCAUGACUUCUAUGACUUCAUACGAUUUCCUUCAGAUGGCUCUAAGCUGCCAUAUGACUCCAUGCAGAAGGGACAGACUGUUUCUGCAGCCCCCGGUGCCCCCCUACCUCGCAGUCCUAUGCGUGAAUACCCACGCUCAGUCACUGUCAGUAAACCAGUGCAGGACCGGGUGUCCCUCAUCCAGCAGAUCACCACCCCCAGACCGCUUCCACGGGCUAAUCCUCUUCGUGUAGACUCCGUCCCGGAGCGGUACUUAUCUGUACGAGAAAGGAAUGCCAAGGACCAGGACUCUGAGAGCACAGCUGCUGAGGAUGAUGAUGGCGGAAUCCAUGUGUACGCACACAAUGGCAGCAACCUGUCUAUCCUCAGGCACAACAAUGACUCGGAGCAAGUGAUCUGCACCUCAUCUCACAGACCUGUCCCCUUAUCUUCAGGAACAGAGGGAAAGAAACUCCUUCCAGACCCUAUCCUGAAACUGAGAAAAAUCAUUGGUUUUGGAGGCUGCACAGAACGCCUUGCUCUCUGGACUCACACUGGCUGUUCUGUGGUCUAUCCUUGCCACGCCGUUAUUGUAGUUUUCAACGUAGAAAGUGGAGAGCAACGUUUUUUCUUGGGACACACUGACAAGGUGUCGGCACUGGCGUUUAGUGGAAACUGUACCCUCUUGGCCUCUGCCCAGACUGGAACCCUCAGUAUGGUGCGCCUGUGGCACUUUCAGAAAGGAAGUUGUCUCGCUAUGUUCAAAACUCACGCUCAUUCCAUGUCCUACCUCAGUUUCUCACACAGUGGCUCCGUCCUGUGUGGAGUUGGGAAGGACGGACAUGGCAAAACGAUGGUGGUGGUUUGGAACACUUCACAGGCCAGUCGGGGAGGGGAAGUCGUGGUCCUGGCAAAGGCCCAUACAGAUGUGGACAUCCAGACUAUGAAGAUCGCCUUCUUCGAUGACACCAGGAUGGUAUCAUGCGGUAAGGACAACGUUCGUUUAUGGAGGGUGCGCAGUGGUUCGCUGAGGUCAUGCCCAGUUAAUUUGGGCGAGUAUCACACCCUAGAGUUUACGGACCUGGCAUUUGAGGCCAUCCACAACCCUGAUAGAGAGCCGGAGGACCGGACACUCUAUGUGUGCAGCCGCAGUGGCCACAUCAUGGAAAUAGACUACAAGAACAUGGUGUUGUGUAAUGUGCGGCGCCUGCAGCCAACUCAAGUCAAACACGGCGAGAGGCGGGAGAAGCAGACCUUCAACACCGGUCCCGGCAUUGCCAUAAACAGCCUCUCCAUUUCUUCCACCUACUGUGCAACUGGAUCUGAAGAUGGCUACUUGCGUCUGUGGCCCUUAGACUUUUCAGGGGUUUUCCUAGAGGCAGAACAUGAGGGUCCUGUAAGCUGUGUAACCAUCAGUCCAGAGGGUCUCCGUGUAUUGUCCUGCACUAGAAGCGGUGAGCUUGGGGUCCUGGACGUUCCCACCCGUGCAUACCUAACUUUAAUGAGAUCUCACACAGACUCCCUUUUGGCCUUCUCUACCCACCCAACUAACCGCCAGCUUGCCACCGUGUCCACCGACAACACAAUACGGAUCUGGGACAUGUCUUCUCUGCAACAGCUGUAUGACUUCACAGCCAGCGAGGAGACUCCAUGCACUGUAACAUUUCACCCCAUCCAGCAGGCCCUGGCCUGUGGCUUCAGCACCGGAGUUGUGAGAUAUUUCGAUGUCACAACAACGAGUCUGCAGGCAGAACACAAGCAGCACCGCAGUCCUAUCACAGGUCUCCUCUUCUCCCCAGAUGGGGGCCUUCUGUACAGUGCCUGCUCUCUGGGAUCCUUGGCCUUGUACAGCAUUGGACACAAGGAGCAGCAUGUCCUGCGUGUGCUCGGUAAUGUGGUGUGCAAGAACUCAGAGCGAGGCCCUCAGGCAUUGUGUCUGAGCAAGGAUGGACGUCUUUUGGCCUUUGUUGGACCUACAGAAUACACCGUCACCAUCAUGGAUGCCAGGUCACUAGACGAGCUCCUGCGUGUAGAUGUGAGUAUUCUGGAUCUGGACAGCACAAAGCUAGAUUGUGCAGUGAGCCUGGCCUUCACCUCUCAGCGUCCAUAUCACUUGCUGGUGUCCACCUCUGGAGACAAGAUUCUUUGGCUGGACUCCAAGACUGGGCGUUUCAUAAAGGAGGUUUCACAAGCGCACAAGCAGUACUGCUCCACACUGGCCCUGAGCGAGGAUGACAAGUACCUGCUGACAGCAGGAGAUAGAAUCAUCAAAGUGUGGGACCAUGGGUCGCCUGGAACCUCCCGCCCACAGGUGUUUAUCGGUCACUCGGAGCCAGUACAACAGGUGGACUUCUCUCCUGACCAGCAGACGGUCAUCUCUGCCGGAGACGCCAUAUUUAUCUGGGAUUUUGAGGCGGCUCCAGAUCCUGACGCCCCAGAUCUUUGCUCUGCUCCAUGUCUGCCUUCUGUCCAUCAGUCAGGCCCAGUUUACAAUCUGCCCAGGACUCUCCAUUCCAGCUCUGAUUUGACAGACCAAAGAAGAGACUCCACGUACAUUUCCAGUGGGAUGCCACGUGAUAGGGCACCUCGGCCCUGUAUUUCCUCACCUCCUCGGCUGGACAUCAGCCCGGUGCAACGAGUGGAGACUGCAGGCCUCCUCUCAGACUCAGAUGAUGGGGAUGUGGAGCUCGGCAAAGUACUGCAUGACCAAUCAAACGUAGAAGAGGUUGAGAUCCAGGAUCCGAAGGAAAGUGAUGGGCAAUCUUCACUGAUCAUCAUAGAGAGCCAUCCCAACCGCACCAAGCUGGCCAGAACUGCUGGAAGCAUUGCAGAAGGUGUAAGGCAGAACCUGCCACGUCCAGAUACCUACUCGCAUUUCAACCCUCGAUACAAGACCUCAAGCCUGGCCAAGGGAUUGAGCCAUCCUCCAGCUGGCCAGGAGAUGUUGGCCCUCAAAGCUGUCAUUGGAUAUAAUGGCAAUGGUAGAGGGAACAUAGCUUGGAGCCCUGAUACAGGCUUUUUUGCAUACACAUGUGGCUGCAUAGUGGUGGUGGAGGAUCUUCAUUCAGGAUCACAGCGCCAUUGGUUGGGACAUCCAGAGGAGAUCUCUACUUUGGCACUAACUCAUGAUGCUCUGGUCCUGGCCUCCUCCUCUGGCUCUGGAGAUGGCUCUUCUCUGUGUCAGAUAAGAAUCUGGAACACACAGGAGGGCUUGUGUACUAAAAUUCUGCAGUGCCAUAGCACAGAGGUUCAGGCUAUGAACUUCUCCCGAGAUGACAGACUGCUAAUCACUGUUGGUGACUUUAGAGAUGGGAAGCUUGCUUUGUGGAGCACCAGGACCUAUGAGCUGUUGGCCAGCAGUCGGAUAUGCCAGCCUGUGCACGCCAUAUUCUUUAAUCCAGCACAUGCCAACAGCUUUUCCUGUGUGGGCACCGGAGCUGUGAGUUUCUGGCGUAUAGAGGAACAGGGAAUGUCCACUCAGAUGAAGGUGUACAGAGCUCCGGUGCCAGAUGAGGUUGGCACAGCUGAGUUGACCUCCAUGGCCUAUAACCCGACCUCCCUGCUGUAUACCGGCUGCAGCACAGGGCAGGUAUGUGUGUGGGAUGCUCAGAGUCACCGCUGCUUCAUGACGUGGGAAGCGGACGAGGGAGAGAUCGGUGUCCUGUUGUGCAGGGGAAACAGGCUGGUGACCGGCAGUAACAGUCGCCGGCUCAGACUCUGGGCAGUGGCUGUGGUUCAAGAGCUGAGAGAAAAGGGAUCUGAAGCCAGUUCCUCUUCUGUCCUGAUGGAGCAAGAGAUGACACUAGAUGGCGCUAUUGUCAGCGCAUCAUUCGAUGAUGCCUUGGAAAUGGGCAUUGUGGGCACAACGGCUGGUACAUUAUGGUACAUCAACUGGGUAGAGAGUACCAGCAUCCGUCUAAUCAGCGGUCACAGGAACAAGGUGACAGAUCUGGCGGUGGCACCGGGAGAGGCUCAUUGUGCCACAUGUGGGGAGGAUGGCAGCGUGCGUGUCUGGUCCCUGCACAGCUUCGAGCUUCUUCUACAGUUCCAAGUACUUAAUCAGAGCUGCUUGUGUCUUGACUGGAGCCCCCACAGUGCAUCAGGCCAGAGGAUCGCCGCUGGGUACAGCGAUGGGACCAUCCGAAUCUUCAGCGUGUCCAAAACAGAGAUGGAGAUGAAGAUUCACCCGCACCCUUGUGCUGUCACCGCCAUUGCUUUCUCCCUGAGCGGUGAAGUGUUGAUAUCGGGUGGAAAGGAUGGCUUGAUGGCGAUCAGCAGCACCAGUACAGGAAUGACGGUCCGAGUACUAAGUGAUCACAAAGGAUCCCCCAUCAGCACUAUUCAGUGCUCACGUAGAAGGUCUGAGGAACUGGGCCUACCUGGAGGAGAGGUCUGGUUGGCUGCGAGUCAGGACAGGCGUGUAAGCAUCUGGGCUUCUGAUUGGCCAAAGGAUAAAUGCGAGCUGUUGGAUUGGAUGAGCUUCCCAGCUCCGGACAGUGAGGAGGACCCCGAUUUGGCCUUGCCCACCUUGGCAGCAUUUUGCCCAUGGCAUUUGGGCACCGUGGUGUACACUGGAUUCGGGUUGGAGAAGGAAGUUUUGUUUUACACCCUGGCUCAGAAACAGGUUCUGCUGAGGAUUCCUCUGGCGCACUUCGCCACCUCCCUGUCUAUGUCGCCUGCAGCAUCACUUCUUGCCCUGGGCAGCGGCGAGAGGCUUCUGCGUAUCAUCGACACCUUGGCUGGCACACAGCAAGACUUCUCUGCACACGAUGACUGCAUUCAUCUAUGCCGAGUAUCGCCAACGGGCAACCUGCUCUUCACCGCGUCCUACAACCAAGUCCUCGUCUGGGAUAUCCAACAUUCCUAACUCCUGUAUUAUUUUGGCAGAUCGUCGGACUUUUUUACAAUAUGGCGGCCCCAGUGAGCUGUUGUAAUGUAUGCCAGGCAAUAGUCCAUAGCAUCCAAUCAGAAGUUUUAGAGGCCGGGUGAGCAGAAGAUGAUUUUGUGAUUGGUUGCUGUGGGUUUUUCACUACCUGUGCACUUACUGGAUAGAAAACCAAAUGCAGGAGCUGACUGGUAUGGUUGGACCUUUAGCCAUCCCAAGGAUCUGCAGUCACUCUGAUUGUAUUCAAAAAAGUUACAUUCGCAUGAAAUGUCCCUGAAAAACUUGGGAAUUGGUAUUUUAUAAGACCAGGAUUUCUCUAGGGUUUACGUCAUUGGCUGCUAUUCAGAGUUCACCCUCUGUAACAUGUUACACUCGUUUUCAUGGUGUAAUGUGUUACUGUAGCAGCAGCAGCCCCUCCAAUCCCCCAUUGUGACAGCGGGCCGGGGAUCUUCUCCCCACACCUACUGUCGCACAUCUUUUUUUUUUUUUUUUUUUGCUGGGCUAUGCUUACCCCGCCGCGCCAUUCACUUGCUGAUGGCUUGUAGUUUCCUAUGAACAACCAUGGUGCUGAUGAGCGCUCUAGGUAGUUCAUUGAGUCUUCCUGUCAUUGCGUAACUGCCUAUCCAUACGAAGUGUGAGCAGACAGACACACUGGGGUAGAUUCAGGUACCUUUUGCGGCGGCGUAUCUCCAGAUACACCGCCGUAAUUUGAAUUCCACGCCC